AUUCUGAGUCCGCCGUAAUGAUGUCUGAGAGACCGUGAUCUGCCUAUGAUGAUGUCUGGGCAACUGCGAGCCAGCUGUAGUGAAGUCUGGGGGACUGGGAUUUGACUUUCGUGAUGUCUGCAGAUCUGAGAGCUGGCUGUAGUAUUGUCUGCAGGGCGGAGAGCUGGGUGUGAGGAUGUGUGUGAGCAGACGGUGGCGGUGCCUAGGGGACCGGGAGCCGGCUGUAGCUGUUUCUGGGGAAUCGGGUUGUCUGCUCCUGCACAGUGGGAGGAGAGUUUGUGAUUUGACUGGUUGCUGCUGAGUUUGUCUGUGUGUGUGUGUGUAGCUGGCUUACUGACUCCACAGCGGCCGGAUACUCGUGCUCACUGCUUCUCAGCCAGGAGCAGAGGAGAGAAUGCCUCACCGCAAGUUAGGACAUUAAAAAACCAGAGCGGAAAAUCAAGUUAGAGAGAGAAAGAGAAAACGGAGGAAUACGAAGAGAACCGGCGACUGAACUGUGUGUUGAGCAGCGAUGAGUUAUAAAAGCCCGGAGGUGAAGAACGUUAAUCAAGAGAGGAGGGAAAUGUAUUAAAGUAAGAAACAGUUGGAAUGGUCACUUGGGCUGGUACUAAACAAUUGGCAGUAAAUGCUGAACAAUGCCAUGGCAGGGGCCACUGACAGCUGAGAGGAAGAGGGUAGGAAAAGAAGGAAAAUGUGUAUGUUUAAAGGCAGACUAAUUAUCUCCACUAACUGGCAUCAGAAGCGUGUCUUCACAGCUUAAGAGCAAGAUUGUGCUGAGCCACUCCUUAACUGAGGUUGACUAUUUUUUCCAAUGUUGUAAGAGCGUCAAAAGAAAUUAGUCCAGGACAUCAUUGAAGAUGUAGUUAUUUAAUGCCCAAUUGCUGUAUACGUUUGCAUCACUACAACAAGAUACAUGACAAUAAAAUGCGUUCAGUGACUGAUCACACAGAAAAUAAAUUUGCUACCUUUACUUUCAGUAAGGACUUUGAAAAGCCGCCUCGACUAUUUAAUGAAGGUGAGCAGCAGCCAAUGAAUUUACUUGCAACACUGGAGGUCAAAGGAGAGCGCAGGUUUGGAUGGAGUAGACAUAUCUUUGCUUGGAAAGCCAAACAUGGGACCCUGUUUAUGGGAGUAAUAAUAUUGUGCCUAGUUAUGGUAUCUUAUAUUUUAACUAGAGACCAACAGAAAUUAUUGUUGACUCCAUCCCCAUUCCAGUACAGUACAACCACAAAUAAUGAAGAAUCUCCAGAAUUGGAUCUUACAGAAGUUGAAAGUGAUGCUGAGAGGCUUUCCUUACCAUUUAAUUGGUUAGAAAGAAUCAAUCAUGCAACACACGAACACAGCACUGAUUCUAAACUUCAGCUCAUGCCAAGGAGACUGCCAGAGAGGGAGGACCUUGUAAAACAAGAGGCACAUAUAUUCUCUGUCAUUCCAAGAAACUUUCUUCAAAGUGUGAAGAACCAUUGUUGGUAUACGAGAUAUACAGGGACUGCAUCCACGGACCCUUACAAGAAAAAUGCUUAUUUUUUACACACAAAACAUUUUCAGACUAUAUUUGAUUACUUGAAAAAGGUAAUUUGGAAACACUUGCAACAUCGUGGUGAUGAACACUACCGCCUCCGCUGUCUUCCUUAUUUCUAUAUUAUAGGGCAGCCAAAGUGUGGGACUACAGAUCUGUAUAACAGACUUAGAUUGCAUCCGGAAGUGAGUUUUUCCAUAGUCAAAGAACCUCACUGGUGGACAAGGAAAAGAUUUGGUAUUAUCCAACCCUGGAAUGGGUUCCAUGACCGAUACCUUAUUGAAGAUUAUCUGGAUCUGUUUGAUCUGGCUGCUCAUCAGAUUCAGAGUCAGAUAGCCAAUGCUUCUGCUGAACAAGAAAUUAAAAGCAACACGGUCAUUGGUGAAGCAAGUGCUUCAACAAUGUGGGAUAAUAAUGCUUGGCAGAAUUUUUAUCAUCGCACUGCUGAUGGUGAACCACCAUAUUUAAUUCUGGACUUCCUUCAUGCAGUUCUGCCGUCUGCUAAACUCAUUGUUAUGCUUAGGGACCCCGUCGAGAGGCUGUAUUCUGAUUACUUGUACUUCAUAAGCGCGAACAAAUCUGUCGAGGACUUCCAUGAAAAAGUAAAAGAUUCACUGCAAAUAUUCGAUGGAUGUUUGAUGCACUCUUCCCUUCGAUCCUGUGUGUACAACUGCACCGUGAACUCUGCCAUGCCUGUGAGAUUGCAGAUUGGGUUAUAUGCAGUCUUUCUGUGGGACUGGUUUACAGUUUACAAUCCAAACCAAUUCCUCAUUCUCCGGCUGGAAGAACAUGCUGCUGACUUGAGAAAGAGCAUGCACCGAGUCUUCGAUUUCUUGAACUUGGGAAGUUUGACUGAUCAACAGGAGGCAGCCGUCAUUAACAAUCCUGCAUCAAAUACCAGGCGUCCCAAAGACAAAAGCCUUGGACCUAUGUUGUCAAAAACCAGGGAGCUUCUCAAGGAUUUCUAUGGGCCAUUCAAUGAAAAGCUGGCUUUGUUACUUAAUGAUGAUUCCUUCUUAUGGGAGCAAUAGCGACCAAAUUCAUAAAAUUGUAAAAUAUCAAAUGUUUUAUAUGCUUUCUUCACUUUUGUGGAAUGUUCAACAAAACAUUGAUUUUCAAGUUCAAAAGUUAUUUUUUUAAGUUUAUUUUUAAACUUUUAACUGAAGACUUGUCCAAAAUUCAGUAGAAGGCGUGCCUGAACUUUAACCAUAAUUAUAAAGGUGAACAUUAUCUGUAUGUCCUCAUGUAACUUGCUGUGGAGUACGUAGAUUUACAAUACUUGACACUGUGACCAUCAUACAAGAGUCCUGAGCUUGUGUAAACAUUUUUUUAACAGAACGUAAUUCGUCAUGUGGUUUUAAAUAUUUUGUAGGGUUUUCAAUUAUGCAUAUGUACUUGGUAACAAUGAAAUCUUUACAGAAUAUGUUUAAAUAUUGCUAUCGAACAUACAUAAGAGAUUUCAAUAACAGUGCCUACUUUAGUCUUCCGGGAAUUCAUAUGCCAUAAUUAUGGUUUAGUGGUGGAUGCAAGAGCUACUAUUUUUAACUUAUUUUUAUUGCUUCCCUCUCUGUUGGUUUAUGUGGUGGAGUGAAAGAGAAAUGUCUCGGACAAUUGUGCUGAUUGAGUUCUACAAAAUCCAUUAUCUUUGUUUCCCAUCAGUUAAGAACAGUUACAGAAUUUGUUCUGUGUUCUCAAACAAAAAUCAGUUGGCCAUAGUUUAUUUGUUUCUAGGCAAAAGUAUGACUGGUGAAAUGUUAAUUCUUUCUUCCACAAAUAGAAUUGGACAAAACUGUAUUUUCGAGGUCCAUGUGCACAGCAAACCUAUAUUUUUGUGUAACACUCCGGUCACUGUUAUAAACAGAAGUUUGCACUGCAUAUUUGCAAUGAAUCUAUGCUUGAUUUUACUGGGAAUUGCUUUUCAGUCCACGGUCAUACCAUUUGCAUUUGUCAUCAACUAUGUUAGGAAAGUUUGUGUAGCAGUGCCCUCUAUUGUCAAGUGGUUUAUAAGUUGAACAUUCGGUUUAAAUGAACAAAUACAGGUUCAAAGAAUCUCAAACGCAUGUUUGUGAUAGUGGACAUUACAUUUAUCUGAAAUGAUAAAACUUCAGUACAACAAAGGUUUUCAAAGUUUAUCGUGUAAACUGCAUCAGGAAGAAUGUGGUUUAACUGGUUGAAACUCCUUGGGCGCACUCAGCAAUAAAGACCAUUAAUUUGCCAAAUGCUGAAAGGACUUUAUACUUUUGAGAAUGCUAAUAUUUUUCUGAAUUAUCUUUUACACUCAGGAUGAAUAGGGUAAUUUGACUUUUGCUACCCAGCCAAUUACUCCAACAUCAGGCAUUAUUGCAUGGUUUUACAAAAUAAAGCCAGUUUACACUAUAUCUCAGCAAUAGGUCACAACCUGCAGGACCAUUGGCCUUUGUUUUUAUGCCUGUUUAAUAUCCUGUUUUUCACUUUCUUGGUGUUCUGUUUUAAUAAAAAGAGAAAACAAAUGCAAAAUAUUUGAACCUUUCCAAAAGCAUUUGGCUAAAUCCAGAAAGAAACAGCAUUUUUAUGAACUAACUAUCUUAAAAUCUCAAUUUAAACACAGUUUAAUGUGUAUGGCCUAGCCAAACAUUAACUUCCAAUGAUUAUGGAUAGUACUUAAAUGGAUCUUACAAAUUUUUGCUAGACUUCUGGAUAAUUUUUUUCAAACAAAUCAUUCCUGAAAGGUUUAUUGUAAUUCAAUCACUCACCUACCAUUAUGAUGGGAUAAUAAAUUGAAAAAUUAUGAACAGAGGUGCAGUUGUGAUCUUGCUUUCAAUGAGAAAUGGUCUUGGUGAAUUGAAUCAGCCUAUGAUUUUGAACCUGAGGGCCUCAAUGGUAACUUUAUUGCAUUGUCCUUGCAAUAUCCUGGUAUUUUACUUCACCAUUUUCCAACUGUGUGAAAUGGGUAUUCACAUCUAGGUAUUGGAGAGGAGUAGCUGUUAAGGGUGGGGAAUAAGAUUAGCAAAGUUAUUUUCAGGCUACAUUUGAAUGCUUUUUUUUAAAAGAAGAGAUUAUUUCCUAAUUGUGAAAUUGGGUAGAUGUCUUGCGCCAAUAUUUUGGAAUUGUUGGGAUAUUAGUUUUUAUAUUCAUUCAUGGGAUAUGGAUGUAACCAGCAUUUAUUGCCCAUCCUUAAUUGCUCUUUGAACUGAAUGGCUUGCUAAGGCCACUUCAGAGUCAAGCAAAUUGCAAUGGGUCUUGGCUCACAUAGGCCGUAUCAGGUAAAGAUGAAUGAUUUACUUCUUUUUAAGGGCAAGAGUGAACCAGAUGGAGUUUUGUGACAUGUUAACUUUUAAUUCCCAAUUUUUAAAAUUCAGUACAAAUUUCAUCAUCUGUCGCAAUUCAAAACAAUAUCUACAGAGCAUUAUCAUGGAUCUCUGGACUACCAGUCGAGAGACACCAUGACCUUCCCAUAAUAAUACAUCGUAUCUGUGGUAUUGAGCUUUUGGAACAGUUACACCAUUUCUUCAAAAAAAAACAACAAAUACAUAUUAAAUUUGCCAGAAACUGAUCUAUUACUAACCUCUUAUCCUAAUUUGCAGGCAAAAGUACUGCUUCCUAGCAAUGGCUAUGCAGAGGUGGUUAUAAAGUUGACAAUAACUCUACAGGAUUCUACAACCUGUGGAGUGUGUUGCAGUGAGCAAAUACCAUAGGACUGGUGAUGUCAUUGUGAUCAGAUGUAAUACCCUCGAUAUCAACACUAUUUCAUCAGUCAUUGCUGCAUCAUUCCAUCACUCAGUUGACCAUGGGUUUCCUACCUCCACAUUUUACUGUAGCAGCCACUGAGUUUUCAGCAGGUUUUUUUUAAGAACUGAAAUAACUUUUCAAAUUCUAAGAUGUAUAUUAAAGAAUAUUGGCUUUUCCUAAAAUCUGCCACAAUUUUUAUUCUUGUUUCAGGGCUGCUUGCCCUACCCCUCCCUAUGAGCCCCAAGUAUUGUUCUCAAUAUUGAUUAAAAACUAAAAGAGGAAAUAUUGAGAUAGUUAAGAACCAUUACAUUAUACUCAGCAGUUUUAAAACCUUGCAAGCAUGCAAUGUAUAUGUAACCACAAUCACUAACCCACAAAAUGUGCUUAUGAUACUCAGCGCUGUGAAAACCACUGCACUCCAAUCCACUUCUUGCAUAAUUUCAAAACACGCCAACAUUUCCUCUUCAUUUUGAUGUAAUUGACCACAUUCUGUUAUCACAAAUUUUGUCAAUUGUCCGGCCUACUUUUCUACAAUAAGCAUGCUGAACCUGAAUCUGUUAACC
This is a messenger RNA of Stegostoma tigrinum, 5790 nucleotides long. RefSeq names its product carbohydrate (N-acetylgalactosamine 4-sulfate 6-O) sulfotransferase 15 (gene chst15a). The transcript is spliced from 9 exons. Gene Ontology annotation, molecular function: N-acetylgalactosamine 4-sulfate 6-O-sulfotransferase activity. The record is from RefSeq and is a predicted model, not a curated record. Bases 871 to 2550 code for a protein of 559 amino acids. Gene Ontology annotation, biological process: hexose biosynthetic process. NCBI's taxonomy places the organism in Eukaryota, Metazoa, Chordata, Chondrichthyes, Orectolobiformes, Stegostomatidae.